Molecule: messenger RNA, 2523 nt
Organism: Polyodon spathula (Mississippi paddlefish)
Lineage: Eukaryota; Metazoa; Chordata; Actinopteri; Acipenseriformes; Polyodontidae
Gene: med22
Product: mediator complex subunit 22
Exons: 4
Coding region: 303-908 (201 amino acids)
Biological process (GO): regulation of transcription by RNA polymerase II
Cellular component (GO): mediator complex
Molecular function (GO): transcription coregulator activity
Source: RefSeq, a predicted model, not a curated record
GGACGGAAUAGGUUGUGUUGAACGCAGCGGUGAAGUUAGUUGUAUGUUUUUGUCUCGUGUUUUUGAUGAGAUGAAGCGGACGGUUUUUGUUUAUUUUUCAAUAUUCAGUUAAUUAACCAACGUAAUAAUUAAUAUAUACAUUGUUACUUAAUGUAGACGUUUUGCAGAACACGAGCUGGUGCUGCAUUUGACGCUUCUUCAGUCGAUAACUGCAGUGGCACUUUGUUGUUGACGCCACCCAAUUCAGAGUUUUUUCUUUCCUUACAGCUCUGCAGUUUUGCUAAAGACAAGUGCUUUGCAAAAUGUCAUCACAGAGAGUUUUACCUCAGAGCAAAGAAACGCUGCUUCAGUCUUACAACAAGAGACUCAAGGAUGAUAUCCGAUCUAUUCUCGAUAAUUUCACAGAGAUCAUAAAAACUGCAAAGGUUGAAGAUGAAACCCAGGUUUCACGAGCCACACAAGCAGAACAAGAACACUAUGAAAUGCAUGUGAGAGCAGCAAAUAUUGUGCGAGCCGGGGAAUCCCUGAUGAAGCUGGUGUCAGAUCUGAAGCAGUUUCUGAUCCUGAACGACUUCCCGUCUGUGAACGAGGCCAUGAACCAUCGGAAUCAGCAGCUGCACGCCCUGCAGGAAGAGUGUGAUAAGAAACUCACGAACCUGCGGGAUGAGAUCGCAAUCGACCUGUACGAGCUAGAGGAAGAAUAUUACUCCUCCAGCAUCAGUCUGUGGGACGGCAGCGACUUGCCCUUGUACGAGGCAUUCCAACGGCAGGACAGCCUGGUCUCUCCAGAAGGGAUUUCUGGAUCCAUGGGCACAGCGAGAGUCGGGGACAGCAGCGGAGUAGGGUCCCAGGGAUCCACACCAGAGCACCUGAACGGGCACGGAGGUGGCACUUCGGAGCAUGCAUGAACGGUGGCCGCAGUGAAAUGUGUACCAGGACUUACUUUUUUUUUUUUUUUUCUUCCAGCCUCUGGGUUGAGAAUUUCAGGCUUUCUGGCAGGUUGGGAAGCUAUUGUUCCAACACAGAUCGGAUCAUUUGAAGUUAUUGGUUUAGUACUUCCCCAUUCCCUGGUCUGACUAGAUACUGCUUUUAAAAGUUUGAUACCUUGACAUGUGAAAGUUCAGUUCUUUGCCUAUUGUUUGGCUGCUUACUUCUAAGACUUUGGUGUCAUGACCACGUUAGGAUUGCAUAUACGGCUUAAAACUGACCAUAUCGAGUACUAAUUACAAGUCUGAAGAACAGCAGUUUGAAACGUUUGUGAGUUUUCACAGGCUUUUCCAGAUUUAACUGUGCCUAAAAAUGUCAGUGUGAUUGCAUUAACUGACCUCCAUUAUUGUGUAUUGGUCUGUGUCCUGCUUUUUACAUUUAAGCUCAAGGUCUGGUACACAUUCGUAGUAAGGAUUCUAAGGGUAUGUUUAAAAUAAUUAUUCUUUCAUUCUUCCAGUCAACAUCAGGACUCGUGUAGUCCAGUUUUGGAGAGGGGACUAGCAGACUAAUGUCUAAUUUAACUGUUACUAUAUACAAAAUAACCAUAUUACUGCACUGGAAACACUGUAUCGACUCAGGAGACUUAUAAUGAGGGGAGUGGGUGGGAGCAAGUGAAUGGUGACUGAACAAAUAGGGUAACAAUAGCACAUAAAUCAAAUUCAACAAAGGUCCUACUUCAGAAAUAAUUACAGAUAUUUGGUGUGUGGACUGUUACUCAAGAAAUUGUUUUGUGGCUGUUGCCCACUAUAUUUAGUCUGGGCUUAAUCUAUAUGUACCAUCCCCACCAAAUUUACAUUUAGCAGUCCCAUACUGUCUGUUUUCUGAACAGGUUGAUCCUAUAAGGUAUAGAUUCAGUUUGGUUCUGUAGGGGGAAAAGGGGGUAAAACAAUGCUAAUGCAAUAUUGUUUAUUUCUUUGUCAAAAAGCUGUAGUGUUAUUUUUUUAACCAUCCUGGUGUAUUAAGUUAUAAACUGAAAGUUAUUUGUCAACAUGCAUUGAUUGUGUGACAGCAAUUACAUGGAAUUAAAAGUUGUUUCUUUCUUUAAACCUAUGUUUUCUUUAGAAAUUUCAAGUUACUUUUGCACAGUUAGAGGGAUUUUAUUUUUGGUCUGACCUUAAAACUUAAGCAGGUUGUGGUCAUACUGUUCCGUGCUUCAGAUGAGGAAAUACGAACUACAUACAAAACAAGCAUAAUUAUUUUAUUUUAGAAACUGCACUUGGAAUGAUCACUGUUACUGUGUAACCUUGCCUUUCUAGACUGGCAUCUGUUAUGAAGCACAUAAGAACAUUUCAGCAGGGUACUGGAAACAUCUUUGUGAAUCAAGUUUGUGUAAGAAUGUAGUAAUAUUACAAUACCAAGUCUUUCUCCCACAGAUUUUGUUUUAAUACAUACCGAGUUUUGUCAUGUUAUUGGUAAUCUUCUUAUACUGUGUGUGUGAAGGGGGCUAAGAGAGUCACAAAACCAGUCUUGGAUAUCCCAUAACUACUGAUCUGUUGUAGGCGUACUGGGACCAAAGCUUUGCAAAAUAAAAAGAAA